AUGACGAAUCACGCCGGGCCGGACAUAGAGAAACUGCUCAUCAUCACGCUGUUUGUGGCGUACGCCGCCGCGGACGUGUCCCACAUCCUGCCCAAGAGCGGGGAAGCCAACGCCAAGAUCCUGAAGCAGGACCAGGACAUCGGACUGGAGGGGAGGUACCAGUGGGCCAUCGAGACUGAGAACGGCAUCUCGGCACAAGAGAGCGGCGCCCUGAACAACCCUCAGUCUGAGAACGCAGCCCAAAUCGCUCAGGGCGAGGCGAGAUGGACCGCGCCCAACGGUGAGGUAGUGCAACUGCAAUACGUCGCCGACGAGAACGGAUUCCAGGCGCAGGGCUCUCAUCUGCCAACCCCACCACCGAUACCGGAGGCCAUCCUCAAGUCUUUGGAGUACAUCAGAGCCCACCCUCCACCACCAGAGAAC
This is a messenger RNA of Iphiclides podalirius (scarce swallowtail), 423 nucleotides long. Lineage: Eukaryota; Metazoa; Arthropoda; Insecta; Lepidoptera; Papilionidae. The record is from the annotation of a GenBank genome assembly.